Molecule: messenger RNA, 1023 nt
Organism: Pediculus humanus corporis (human body louse)
Lineage: Eukaryota; Metazoa; Arthropoda; Insecta; Psocodea; Pediculidae
Product: proteasome inhibitor, putative
Exons: 6
Coding region: 1-1023 (340 amino acids)
Biological process (GO): proteasome-mediated ubiquitin-dependent protein catabolic process
Molecular function (GO): endopeptidase inhibitor activity; proteasome binding
Source: RefSeq, a predicted model, not a curated record
AUGGCGGACGAGUUAUUUGGUUGGGAUUUAACUUAUAGAUUAAUAGAAAAAGAAUUAACCAAAAAAGAAGAUUUAUUGAUUGCUUUCACGCACUGGUUUAUUAUAAAAAAUGGAUUUUCAUGCAUAGGUAAUGGAGAUUCGAAAACAGUUAAAGGAAAUGAAAUAAAAACUGAAUCUUUAAGUUCUGGUUGGAAUCAAAAUGAAGAUUACAAUAUUAGAUAUUUGUACGGAGAGAAAUUAUAUUUAUUGAGGGCUUAUGUAACUGGUGGUGAUAUCAUUUUAAACUUUUUGAGAGCAGAUGAUUUAUGCAUAUCUAGCUGUGUCUUUAAAGUAGAGGAUACAGUAAAACAAAUAAAAGGAAAUAUUCAAAUAUCAAUGCCAGAUUACAAAAAUGUUAUUUCGAUUUUAAGGAAAGAUUUAAUUGAGCCUGUUUUUAUUAAAACUACUCAUUCUGCUGUCGAAACUCAAACCACUGAGAAAAUUAUACUUCCGACUGCUGGAAGACCAGAUCCAUUUUCGCCUGAUGGAUCUGAUACAUCAACUGAUCCUCUUACUGUUCCAUUAAGAAGGCCUAUUCCCAUGUCAGGAUUAGAUCCCUUAUGGACUGACCCUUUGAGAGAUCCAAAUACAGUUGGAAGAAAUGAUUUAGAUCCAUUUUCUCCAGGGAUCGGAGGUGGAAUGAUAUUCGAUCCUUUGAAUCCUCGAAAUGAUAGAAGUUUAGACCCUAUUAUACCUGGUCCUAGUGUUCCUCGUGGAUUACCAAGAGGUGCUGUUCCACCAGGAGCUAGGUUUGAUCCUUUAGGACCACCAAAUUUUGGUAGGAACGGAGGCAGAAGAAUUGAUCCUGAUCCAGAUCACCUCCCUCCUCCUGGAUACGAUGAUAUGUUCAUAGAUUCUGGUCCCCCAGACUCAUCGUUAGAUUCCCGUAAUAACUCGCAGAGAGGAAGAGGAAGAGGAAGAGGAAAUAAUGAUCAAAAUCCAAAUCAAUUGAAUUCAUCUAGCUUUGAUAAUCGUUACAUGUGA